AUGUCCAUUUCUGACGCGAAACUGCUCUCUCAAGGGCCGUUGCCCGACGACGAGGCCCGUUGGGUGAAGCUCACCAAAAUCACCUACCGAGACCCCCACGGUGCCGUCCGGACCUGGGAGUCUUCCGAACGCCGCACCCGCCCCGCCGGCACCGACAUUGACGGCGUCGGCAUCAUCGCCAUCCUCGACAAGCCGACCGGCAAGGAGCUCAUCCUCCAGAAGCAGUACCGGCCGCCCAUCGACAAGGUCACCAUCGAGGUCCCCGCGGGGCUCAUGGACGCCGGCGAGACGCCCGAGCAGGCUGCCGUGCGCGAGCUGAAGGAGGAGACGGGUUACGUCGGCGAGGCGGUCGAGAUGUCCCCCGUCAUGUUCAACGACCCGGGCUUCUGCAACACCAACCUCCGAAUGGUGCACGUUCGCAUCAACAUGAGCCUUCCGGAAAACCAGGAUCCCAAGCCGGAGCUGGAGGAGAAUGAGUUCAUCGACGUCUUUACCGUCCGUCUAGCCGACUUGUGGGAGGAAUGCAAGCGACUCGAGGCCGAGGGAUACGCCAUCGAUGCUCGGGUCGGCACCUUUGCCGAGGGCAUCCUCACCGCCCAGCGGCUGCAGCUUUGA
Molecule: messenger RNA, 615 nt
Organism: Drechmeria coniospora
Lineage: Eukaryota; Fungi; Ascomycota; Sordariomycetes; Hypocreales; Ophiocordycipitaceae
Product: ADP-ribose pyrophosphatase
Exons: 3
Coding region: 1-615 (204 amino acids)
Biological process (GO): ribose phosphate metabolic process; nucleoside phosphate metabolic process
Cellular component (GO): cytosol; nucleus
Molecular function (GO): ADP-ribose diphosphatase activity
Source: RefSeq, a predicted model, not a curated record